GAGAAGCAGGCUUCCCGCUGAGCAGGGAGCCCGAUGCGGGGCUCGAUCCCAGGACCCUGGGAUCAUGACCUGAGCCGAAGACAGACGCUUAACAACUGAGCCACCCAGGUGCCCCUGAAGCAGUGUUUUAACAGGAGGACAGUCCAAGUCUGCUUUGUUCAAUGAGAGGACCUCGGCACCUAGCACAGACCCUGUCACACAGUGGGCUUUCCAGAAAGAGGUGUGAAGUGAACUAGUGGAUUGCAAGAAGGGGAAUUGGGCCAGCAGAUCUGCUGUCCCAUUCCUGACAUGGAGGGCCUGAGCGAGGGCAGCCCUGCACAAAGAAACGGGAGAGUGGGUGGAUUUUUCACAAAGGAAAACCCAACAGGACUUCAGGAGUUGGCCAUGGAAAGGACGCAAGAGAGAGGAGAAUCAAAAAAGCGUGCAGCCUCUUUGGAAGAGCUCUGGACUGAGAGUCAGAGGGCCUGAAUUUGGGCUCCUGUGGCUCAUCUGUCAAAUAGGACAGUAGUCCUCACUGCUGCCUUGCUAGCCAUGAAUGGGAUGGCCAACGUGAACUCUGCCAGCCGCCCCCACUAUGCCUCCUCCAUCCCUGUGCCUCGAGCUGCUUCCCAGACCAGGACUCAUACACCAGGCGCCUCUCCCCAGCUGCGGCCACGCCAGGCCGGCCUGGCCCUAAGCCCCCAGCGUGCAGCCUCCCCAAGACUGGGCAAGGCGGGAGGCCCUUCCAGAAACUCCUCUCCUAAGGCCUCCCGAGGGAGAGGCUCCCCCAAGGCUUCUGGGGUGGUGAGAGAGUCAGCUGAGGGUGGCGAAGGCCUUUCCAGCUCCCCAUGGAGCAGUCCCAGGGCAACCCCAAAAGCAGCCCUCUCCAGCUGGGCUGGGGCCAGGAGAGUUGGGGAGACACAAGGCACCCAGGGAAAGAAGAAGGUGGCUCAAGAAGGGAUUCCAGUCCGCCAGAGCCGGGGCAGGAGCCCGUCCCGAACAAGCUCUCCUGGAGAAACUCAAAUACCAGGGGCUCCUGAAGGUCGAAAACUUCCUACCUACCCAGGAAAGGAUCAAAGAGAUGCAAACUACAGAAGUUCAGGGGUCCCCAGGUCUUUGGAGCCUGAUGCCGGGGCAGUAUCAGGGGCUUCCUCCCCAGGGUGCAGCCCCCUGCCGAGCAAACGCCCCUCCCCCACCCCUGGGGCCAUCAGCUUCGCUUCGGGCCAUCAGCAGAGUCAGCCAGUCACUGCCACAGUGGCCCCCUUCCAGUACAGGCUUCAGACGGACCAGGAACCUGGCCCCCUCCCUCAGGCCAGCUGGGUCCUUGAUGGCUACUCCGGCUGCCCUGGUGGGACUGAGGAGAGCUUCUCCUGUGCAGACGCGCGGAUAGUCCAUGCGCUCCUCGCGGGCAGAAUGCUGGGCAGCAGCGUCAAGAGCGUGCAGCCCGAGGUGGAGCUGAGUGGCGGCGGCGGCGGGGACGAGGGCGCGGACGAGCCUCGGGGCACCGGGAGGAAGGCGGCAGCGGCGGACGGCAGAGGCAUGCUACCCAAGCGCGCCAAGGCGCCCGGCGGCGGUGGCGGCAUGGCCAAGGCCAGCGCGGCCGAGCUGAAGGUCUUCAAGUCUGGCAGCGUGGACGGCCGAGUCCCCGGAGGACCUCCCGCCUCCAACCUGCGCAAGCAGAAGUCGCUCACCAACCUCUCGUUCCUCACCGACUCGGAGAAAAAGCUGCAGCUCUAUGAGCCCGAGUGGAGCGACGAUAUGGCCAAGGCGCCCAAGGGCUUGGGUAAGGCGGGGUCCAAAGGCCGCGAGGCUCCGCUUAUGUCCAAGACGCUGUCCAAGUCGGAGCACUCGCUCUUCCAGGCAAAGGGCAGCCCGGCGGGCGGCGCCAAGACCCCCCUGGCUCCCCUCGCGCCCAGCCUGGGAAAGCCGAGCCGGAUCCCGCGCGGCCCCUACGCUGAGGUCAAGCCGCUCAGCAAGGCUCCUGAGGCAGCCGUGAGCGACGAUGGCAAGUCGGACGAUGAGCUGCUCUCUAGCAAGGCCAAGGCGCAAAAGGGCUCCGGGCCCGUGCCCUCCGCCAAGGGCCAGGAGGAGCGCGCCUUCCUCAAGGUGGACCCCGAGCUCGUGGUGACCGUGCUGGGAGACCUGGAGCAGCUGCUCUUCAGCCAGAUGCUGGACCCAGAGUCCCAGAGAAAGAGGACAGUGCAGAAUGUCCUGGAUCUUCGACAGAACCUGGAAGAGACCAUGUCCAGUCUGCGAGGGUCCCAGGUGACUCACAGCUCCCUGGAGAUGACGUGCUACGACAGUGAUGACGCCAACCCUCGCAGUGUGUCCAGCCUCUCCAGCCGCUCAUCCCCCCUCUCCUGGCGCUAUGGCCAGUCCAGCCCGCGGCUGCAGGCUGGGGACGCGCCCUCGGUGGGCGGGGGCUGCCGCUCGGACGGGCCACCCGCCUGGUACAUGCACGGGGAACGGGCCCACUACUCGCACACCAUGCCCAUGCGCAGCCCCAGCAAGCUCAGCCACAUCUCCCGCCUGGAGCUGGUCGAGUCCCUGGACUCGGAUGAGGUGGACCUCAAGUCCGGCUACAUGAGCGACAGCGACCUCAUGGGCAAGACCAUGACGGAGGACGACGACAUCACUACCGGCUGGGAUGAGAGCAGCUCCAUCAGCAGUGGGCUCAGUGAUGCCUCGGACAACCUCAGCUCAGAAGAGUUCAAUGCCAGUUCCUCCCUCAACUCCCUCCCAACGACGCCCACUGCUUCUCGCAGGAACUCUACAGUAGCGCUCCGCACAGACUCAGAGAAGCGCUCACUGGCCGAAAGUGGGCUGAGCUGGUUUAGUGAGUCAGAGGAGAAGGCCCCCAAAAAACUGGAGUACGACAGCGGUAGCCUGAAGAUGGAACCCGGGACUUCGAAGUGGCGGAGAGAGCGGCCCGAGAGCUGUGAUGAUUCAUCCAAGGUUGGAGAACUGAAAAAGCCUGUGAGCCUGGGACACCCCGGUUCCCUGAAGAAGGGCAAGACCCCGCCAGUGGCUGUCACGUCCCCCAUCACUCACACCGCCCAGAGUGCCCUCAAAGUCGCAGGCAAACCUGAAGGCAAAGCUGCCGACAAGGGCAAACUUGCCGUGAAGAACACGGGGCUGCAGCGCUCCUCUUCGGACGCCGGCCGGGACCGCCUGAGCGAUGCCAAGAAGCCUCCCUCCGGCAUUGCUCGCCCCUCCGCUUCGGGGUCUUUUGGCUACAAGAAGCCGCCGCCCGCCACAGGCACAGCCACCGUCAUGCAGACCGGUGGUUCAGCCACUCUCAGCAAGAUCCAGAAGUCCUCAGGCAUCCCUGUCAAGCCCGUGAAUGGACGCAAGACUAGCCUAGAUGUGUCCAACAGUGCAGAGCCCGGAUUCCUGGCUCCUGGCGCCCGUUCCAACAUCCAGUACCGAAGCCUGCCCCGGCCAGCCAAGUCUAGCUCUAUGAGCGUGACCGGCGGCCGGGGCGGACCUCGCCCUGUCAGCAGCAGUAUUGACCCCAGCCUCCUCAGCACGAAGCAGGGGGGUCUUACCCCCUCCCGACUAAAGGAACCUUCCAAGGUGGCCAGUGGGCGGACCACUCCAGCCCCUGUCAAUCAGACGGAUCGGGAAAAGGAGAAAGCCAAAGCCAAGGCAGUGGCCUUGGACUCGGACAACAUCUCCCUGAAGAGCAUUGGCUCCCCAGAGAGUACUCCUAAGAACCAAGCCAGCCACCCCCCUGCCACCAAGUUGGCGGAGCUGCCACCAACCCCUCUCAGGGCCACAGCUAAGAGCUUUGUCAAGCCACCCUCACUAGCCAACCUAGACAAGGUCAACUCCAACAGUCUGGAUCUGCCAUCAUCGAGUGAUGCCCACGCUUCCAAGGUCCCAGAUCUGCAUCCCACAAGCUCAGCAAGCGGGAGCCCUCUUCCUUCUUGCUUCACCCCCAGUCCAGCACCCAUUCUCAAUAUUAACUCAGCCAGCUUCUCCCAGGGCCUGGAGCUAAUGAGUGGUUUCAGUGUCCCCAAAGAGACCCGCAUGUACCCCAAACUCUCAGGCCUGCACAGGAGCAUGGAGUCCCUCCAGAUGCCAAUGAGCCUGCCCAGUGCCUUCCCCAGCAGUACUCCUGGCCCCACCCCACCUGCCCCCGCUGCCGCACCCCCAGAGGAAGAGGCAGAAGAGCUGGCCUGGAGCGGAAGCCCCAGAACUGGGCAGUUGGACAGUAAUCAGCGGGAUCGGAACACUCUUCCCAAGAAAGGGCUCAGGUACCAGCUUCAGUCCCAGGAGGAGACCAAGGAGAGGCGACACUCUCAUACCAUUGGUGGGCUGCCCGAGUCCGACGACCAGUCAGAGCUGCCUUCCCCCCCUGCACUCUCCAUGUCCUUGAGCGCAAAGGGCCAGCUUACCAACAUAGGGACCCGGAGAGCUGAUGACCCUGCCUCUUCUCCUGCCCUCCCCCUCCCUCUCCUGUCCCCCCUCCCCUCUGUCCUUCUAGUGAGUCCCACUGCGGCCACCACGCCAAGAAUCACCCGCUCCAACAGCAUCCCCACCCACGAGGCGGCCUUCGAGCUGUACAGCGGCUCCCAAAUGGGGAGCACCCUGUCCCUGGCCGAGAGACCCAAGGGAAUGAUUCGGUCAGGAUCCUUCCGAGACCCCACGGACGAUGUUCAUGGCUCAGUGCUGUCCCUGGCCUCCAGUGCCUCCUCCACUUACUCCUCAGCUGAGGAGAGGAUGCAAUCCGAGCAAAUCCGGAAGCUUCGUAGGGAACUGGAAUCAUCCCAGGAAAAAGUGGCCACCCUGACGUCUCAACUUUCUGCCAAUGCUAAUCUAGUGGCAGCUUUCGAGCAGAGCCUGGUGAAUAUGACAUCCCGCCUCCGACACCUGGCAGAGACAGCAGAGGAGAAGGACACUGAGCUGCUGGAUUUACGAGAAACUAUAGACUUCCUGAAGAAAAAGAACUCUGAAGCACAGGCCGUCAUUCAGGGAGCCCUUAAUGCCUCAGAAACCACCCCCAAAGAACUCCGGAUCAAGAGACAGAACUCCUCGGACAGCAUCUCGAGCCUCAACAGCAUCACCAGCCAUUCCAGCAUUGGCAGCAGCAAGGAUGCUGAUGCAAAAAAGAAGAAAAAAAAGAGCUGGGUCUAUGAGCUUCGAAGUUCCUUCAACAAAGCCUUCAGCAUAAAAAAGGGACCCAAGUCCGCUUCUUCAUACUCUGACAUUGAGGAGAUCGCCACACCGGACUCCUCCGCCCCUUCAUCCCCCAAACUACAGCGCGGCUCCGCAGAGGCCGCUUCGCCCUCUGUCAAGUCCUCCAGCCCCUCCUCUGUGGGCACAGAUGGCGCCGAGGGCCCUGCUCACCCGGCCCCCCACACCAGGCUAUUCCAUGGCCAUGAGGAGGAGGAACCUGAGAAGAAAGAGGUAUCGGAACUGCGCUCCGAGCUGUGGGAGAAAGAGAUGAAGCUUACAGACAUCCGCUUGGAAGCCCUCAACUCUGCCCACCAACUGGACCAACUUCGGGAGACGAUGCACAACAUGCAGUUGGAGGUGGACCUGCUGAAAGCCGAGAACGACCGGCUGAAGGUCGCCCCAGGCCCCUCAUCGGGCUCCACUCCAGGGCAGGUCCCCGGAUCUUCUGCGCUAGCCUCCCCUCGCCGCUCCCUGGGCCUUGCCCUCACCCAUUCCUCCAGCCCAAGUCUCACUGACACAGACCUGUCACCCAUGGAUGGCAUCAGCACCUGUGGUCCAAAGGAGGAAGUGACCCUUCGGGUGGUGGUGCGGAUGCCCCCCCAGCACAUCAUCAAAGGGGACUUGAAACAGCAGGAAUUCUUCCUAGGAUGUAGCAAGGUCAGUGGAAAAGUGGACUGGAAGAUGCUGGAUGAAGCUGUUUUCCAAGUGUUCAAGGACUACAUUUCUAAGAUGGACCCAGCCUCCACCCUGGGACUGAGCACCGAGUCCAUCCAUGGCUAUAGCAUCAGCCACGUGAAGCGGGUGUUGGAUGCGGAGCCCCCAGAGAUGCCUCCCUGCCGCCGAGGUGUCAACAACAUAUCAGUCUCCCUCAAAGGUCUGAAGGAGAAGUGCGUCGACAGCCUGGUGUUCGAGACACUGGUCCCCAAGCCGAUGAUGCAGCACUACAUAAGCCUCCUGCUCAAGCACCGGCGCCUCGUCCUCUCGGGCCCCAGCGGCACGGGCAAGACCUACCUGACCAACCGGCUGGCUGAGUACUUGGUGGAGCGCUCCGGCCGCGAGGUCACCGAGGGCAUCGUCAGCACCUUCAACAUGCACCAGCAGUCUUGCAAGGAUCUGCAACUCUAUCUCUCCAACCUGGCCAACCAGAUAGACCGGGAAACAGGAAUUGGGGAUGUCCCGCUGGUGAUCCUGCUGGAUGACCUGAGUGAAGCAGGCUCCAUCAGUGAGCUGGUCAAUGGGGCUCUCACCUGCAAGUACCACAAAUGUCCUUAUAUCAUAGGUACCACCAAUCAGCCUGUAAAAAUGACACCUAAUCAUGGCUUGCACUUGAGCUUCAGGAUGCUGACCUUCUCCAACAACGUGGAGCCAGCCAAUGGCUUCCUGGUUCGUUACCUGAGGAGGAAGCUGGUAGAGUCGGACAGUGACAUCAAUGCCAACAAGGAAGAGCUGCUUCGGGUGCUCGACUGGGUGCCCAAGCUGUGGUACCAUCUCCACACCUUCCUUGAGAAGCACAGCACCUCAGACUUCCUCAUCGGCCCUUGCUUCUUUCUGUCCUGUCCCAUUGGCAUUGAGGACUUCCGGACCUGGUUCAUUGACCUGUGGAAUAAUUCCAUCAUUCCCUACCUACAGGAAGGAGCGAAGGAUGGGAUCAAGGUCCAUGGACAGAAAGCUGCUUGGGAGGACCCAGUGGAGUGGGUCCGGGACACUCUUCCCUGGCCAUCAGCCCAACAAGACCAGUCGAAGCUAUACCACCUGCCCCCUCCCACCGUGGGCCCUCAUAGCAUUGCCUCACCUCCCGAGGAUAGGACAGUCAAAGAUAGCACCCCAAGUUCUUUGGACUCGGACCCCCUGAUGGCCAUGCUGCUGAAACUUCAGGAAGCUGCCAAUUACAUUGAGUCUCCAGAUCGAGAAACCAUCCUGGACCCCAACCUCCAGGCCACGCUUUGAGGGUCCAGCAGUCACUGUCACCCCGGACAGCAGAAUGCUGGCAUCAGCGACGUUCUCCCCUCCUCUCCCCUCUCUUGUUCCAGAGGACUGGCUCUCCGGCCCGAGAGAACAGGAGGGGGAGGAGGAGGUGAAGGAAGAGGGCAGGUUCUUGGUGCUGCACCUUGAGAACUUCCUAGGAAGGACUGGUGGGGUGGAGUUUGGAAACUUGUGUCCCCUAGAUAUAUUUACUGGCCUCCUCUCAUGACUUUGGGGAAAAGAUGAUUCUGGGUCUUUUUCCUUGAUUUCGUGUCUCAAUUAUAAACUCCUAGGCUUUCUGGGGAGGGGUUCAGAAGACAUCAGAAAAACCGGCAGCAGUUCCUAACUGAUUCUCACGAACAGCUCUGGGAGAGACAGCCCUGUGUGGGGAAAUCUGAGGGAGGAGGAAGCUCCUCAGAAUUUCUCACAGACCCUUCCGAGUUCCAUCACCACUGCCAAUAACUCUUCCCCCAGAGAUCUGGCUGGAGCCCAGAAAAAGAAGCAUGUGGUUUAAAAAAAUGUUUAAAUCAAUCUGUAAAAGGUACUUAAAAAAAAAACA
Molecule: messenger RNA, 7681 nt
Organism: Zalophus californianus (California sea lion)
Lineage: Eukaryota; Metazoa; Chordata; Mammalia; Carnivora; Otariidae
Gene: NAV1
Product: neuron navigator 1
Exons: 33
Coding region: 532-7107 (2191 amino acids)
Biological process (GO): nervous system development; microtubule bundle formation; neuron migration
Cellular component (GO): axon initial segment; microtubule cytoskeleton
Molecular function (GO): ATP hydrolysis activity
Source: RefSeq, a predicted model, not a curated record